AUGUUCCUGGUCGUCCUUAAGCACUGUGGGAAAUGGGACGUGGUGGCAAACGUCCUCCGCAUCAAGACAGGAACAUUUCAAAAGAUGAUACUUUCAUUUGCGGAGGUUGUGUCUCCGUACCUCUACGAGAAGUAUGUGGUGUCCGCGGCUGGCAAAUUCACGAUGGAGGCGCUCGUGCUAGGAGACAACACGUUCCAUAACUACCCAAGCGCUCGCUACGCCCCGGAUGUUACUUUCCAGCAGAGCAACAUGCCGACCGGCCAAACAUCAUCUUCACGGCUACAAAGUCGAGCGGAUAUCCAGAUUUUCCGCAACAACCACGAGUUUCACCUCCAACAUCUUCUUAUGAGCUCGAUGGAGACUGAACUAGCCGAUGAAGGGCCUCUAACGACUGAGCAUCCCGACUCGUGGGCUGUUCUAGCUGAUAAGGGGUACCAAGGACUUGCCGCUGACUUUCGUGCCAUCACGCCGUUCAAGAAGCAGCCACUGCGGGAGUUGACCUUGGAGCAAAUGGAGACUAAUGACCGCAUCGCCCAUGACCGCGUCCUCGUGGAGAACUAUUUCGGUCGCCUCUGCACGCUAUGGGCAAUGUGA
Molecule: messenger RNA, 594 nt
Organism: Phytophthora nicotianae INRA-310
Lineage: Eukaryota; Oomycota; Peronosporomycetes; Peronosporales; Peronosporaceae
Exons: 2
Coding region: 1-594 (197 amino acids)
Source: RefSeq, a predicted model, not a curated record